Molecule: messenger RNA, 2506 nt
Organism: Loxodonta africana (African savanna elephant)
Lineage: Eukaryota; Metazoa; Chordata; Mammalia; Proboscidea; Elephantidae
Gene: SDC4
Product: syndecan 4
Exons: 5
Coding region: 29-631 (200 amino acids)
Biological process (GO): cell migration
Cellular component (GO): cell surface; membrane
Source: RefSeq, a predicted model, not a curated record
CGCCGCCCGCGCCCUCUGCCCCGGAACUAUGGUCCCCUCCUGCCAGCUCGCGCUGCUGCUCCUCGUGAGCGUCGCCGCCGCCGCUGCGGAGUCGAUCCGAGAGACAGAAGUCAUUAACCCCCAGGACCUCCUAGCAGGCCGGUACUUUUCUGGAGCUCUGCCGGACGAUGAGGAUGUGGGGGGCCCCGGGGAAGACCUCGAUGACUUUGAGCUGUCUGGCUCUGGAGAUCUGGAUGACUCGGAGGACCCCAGGAUCUUCCCUGAAGUCAUCCAUCCCUUAGUGCCUCUAGAUAACCACAUUCCUGAGAGGGCAGGGCCUGUGAACCGGGUCCCUUCCGAGCCCAAGGAGCUGGAGGAGAAUGAGGUCAUCCCCAAGAGGAUCUCGCCCUUUGAAGGGAAUGAGGACGUGUCCAACAGGGUGUCCAUGUCCAGCACUACCCAGGGCAGUGGCAUCUUUGAGAGGACAGAGGUCCUGGCAGCUCUGAUUGUGGGCGGUGUCGUGGGGAUCCUCUUUGCCACGUUCCUGGUCCUGCUGCUGGUAUACCGCAUGAAGAAGAAGGACGAAGGGAGCUACGACCUGGGCAAGAAGCCCAUCUACAAAAAAGCCCCCACCAACGAGUUCUACGCGUGAAACUUCCCACGGGCACAGGCUUGGGCUGUCGGGGGAGGGCAACCCAAUACUGACCUAUCAGUAUCUCCAGCUCUGACCAUGUUUAAAUGUCAGAAGAUGAGACAUCAUCUUCUAUUGUUCUUGCCUGGCUCUUCUCGAUUCUCUGGGCCUCAGUUGCCCCAGCAGAAAAAUGGGGGUUGAACUUGCCCUUUCUGAAGGCAGCCUGAGGACUGGAUCAUUUCUUAACCUUCCAGCUUAGAGCCUAGGACCUAAGACCAGCUUAGAACCUAGCCUGAAUCAUACCCCACCCAGAGCCCUCAGAAACCGAGGGUCCAAGGGGGGUUGCUUGGAUCCUGGCUGGAGGUCUGCCACCCAGUUACUCCUUUUCACAGCCCGUCUCUGCUAGGAAUUGGGAGAAGGAACCAGAACCAACUGCGCCCUGAGAUGUGUCUGUCCAUGGGAAGGUCUCCAUCACACUACAGGAUUCUCUGUGGUAUAUCUUAGGCUGUUCUGGGCUCUUUCAAGUGACUUCUGGAAAUCAGCAUUUUUUACUGGGGGAGAGGAGGGAGGGAGGGUGAGGAGGAAGAGCCGAAAUUUCAUACUGACAUGGAUUUGUAGAAUAGUUGUAAACCUAUUUUUAGUAGGGUUUGUUUGUUUUUUAAACGGUUCAUUCCUUCACGCAGAGUCUCUUUCUGCCUGGGCAAGAGUGUGCUGAGUCUUUAUUUAAUGGUGUUUUGUUUUUGUUUGUUUCUUGAAAAAGAGCCGGAGAUAUGAUUUUUAUUAAUAUUUUUUUUAUUAUUUAUAGCUUCAGAUAGGGCCUCUCCUUCUCUCUAAAUUUUCUCUCCCAUCUUUUUUUUUUUUUUUUUUUUUGACAUUCUCCCAUCUAUGACCUCGGCCCUUUCUGAGGCUGCUUCUUCUAAGAAGUAGCUUUUGCUAAAAUAUAAUUUUCCAGCAGAUCCCAAAAUAUAAUGCAGAGGAUAGUGGGAUAUUUGUGUCUCUUGUAAUAUAUUAUUAUUCUUCCUGGGUUCUAGAAAAAUAGAUAAAUAUAUUUUUUCAGGAAAUAGUGAGAUCGUUCCAGUUGAAAGUUGGCUGGGUGUUGAGUGAGUGGCUUCUGUGUGGCUGGGUGGGUUUUUGCCUGUUACUCUUGCCCGUUUCUCGUGCAUUUUUUUGAUUGGGCUGGAACAGUUGAGAGUCGAUGGUUCCUCUCCUCUUUGUAUUUUCUGCUUUGGGUCCCGCUGGUGUUCCUUUCUCCCAGCUCUAGACUGCACUGUCCAAUAUGGUAACCCUGGGCCACAUGUGGCUAUUUAAAUUUAAAUAAAUUAAAAUUGCUUGAAGUUCAAGAUUCAUUCCUUGGCCACACUAGCUACAUUUCAUGUGCUCAGUCGCCACAUGGGGCCAGUGUCUACUGCACUGGAUGUGCAGAUGGAACACUUCCACCUAUUGGACAGCGCUGCUUAGAGGACUAAGCUGGCUUAACAAGUCACAGCUCUGGCGUUCCCUGGGUGACCCUUGUCUCCCUGGGCAAGGGUGGAGGGUGCUGGGUUUGACGGGGGGGACUGAUUAGGCUCCAGCUGGAGCCCAUCAUCUGGGAUCCUCCUUCUCGGAGAGGAGAGGCCUGGUGGCCUGGCCUGGGCAGACCAUGUCUUUCCUUGACCCCACUGGCUGGAGUCAGGGGAUCACCUUACUGCCCCCGCUCCCCACACACACACCCAGUGGCCAUUAAUGAGCUCCUUCACUGCCCCAACCCAGAGUCCCAGCUGGCUGGGUCCCCUUCCGCCCCCCAGGCCCUUUCCCUUGGGCGAUUAUGGGUGCAAAUACCUUUUCUGCAGCCACCUUUCAUACUUGUCUGUUACUGAUUUUUUGAUAAAAAGAUAAUAAAACCUGAUACUUUCUGGA